AUGGAGCACGAACCCGAGGCCUGGGAGGAGAAAGCAGCAGUCAAAAGAGCAGUGACUCUGGCAAAGAUCCCAGCAGAAUGGCGUCUGACUAAAGAGCAGAUCAAGGAUGCAAAGUCUCAGAGACAAAUUGCUGGUGGUUAUUUCCAGGGCUUCCUUACCGACGAGGAGAAGAAGAUUACCAGUGAGGAGAGCACUGGUAUCGUGGACAAGAUACAGAGCAAGGAGUAUUCUGCUCUACAAGUUGCCAAAGCAUACUGCAAAGCUGCUGCUAUUGCUCAUCAGAUGACCUCCUGUUUACAUGAAGUAUUCUUUGAUCAAGCACUCGAAAGAGCAAAGUAUCUGGAUGACUAUCUGGAAGAGAAUGGGAAGCCUAUGGGCCCUCUACAUGGCUUGCCCAUAAGCCUCAAGGAUCAAUUCCAUGUGAAAGGAAAUGAUACCACCAUGGGCUAUGUUGGCUGGAUUGACACAUUUGAGGGAGACAAAAGUUCGGACAAAGUGCAUAAGUUUGAGAGUCCGCUAAUUACUGAUCUUCUCUCCAUUGGAGCCAUUCUAUACUGCAAGACGGCUGUCCCGCAAUCCCUGCUGAUCGGGGAAACCGAAAACCACAUUUAUGGCCGUGUUCUAAACCCAUGGAACAAUAACCUAUCAUGUGGCGGCUCUUCGGGAGGAGAAGGAGUGAUGCUUGCCCUUGGAGCAAGCUCUGCGGGUCUUGGGACAGACGUUGGAGGGUCCGUUCGAGUUCCCGCAGGAUUCUGCGGUGUCUAUGGUCUGAAGCCGACUCAUGACCGUCUGCCAUACCGAGAGGUUGCAAAUACCAACCCUGGACAAAAUACAUAUUCAUCCUCCAUCGGUGUUCUAUCAACUUCCCCCGAUGCCAUUCAGUUGAUGAUGAAGUCCAUGCUGUCUACCCAACCCUGGCUCAGGGAUCCAGUGGUCUUCAGCAUCCCCUGGAGAGAUGAAAUUGCGGCAGAAACGCUUGCAAGAGCUGCUCCUAACGGAUCAGCAAAGAGUGAUCAGAAACCACUCAAGUUCGGCAUCCUUUAUACGGAUAACAUAAUUACUCCCCAUCCACCCGUUACGAGAGGUCUCCAUGUCAUCGAAGAUGCAAUUAAAAAAGCCGGCCAUAAGGUUGUUCCCUGGAAUCCGCCUGCACAUAGCAUUGGUAUCAAAAUUCACCUGGCAUUUAUCUCGGCUGAUGGUGGCCAUGAUGUCAAUAAGCAGCUUGAUUUAUCUGGGGAGCCCCCUAUUCCUCAGAUCAGGGACAUCAUAAAGCUCCGAGACCCAGUGCCUCUGUUGGACUACCAGGACCUGAUCCUCCAAGGAAUCAAAUACUCAGAAGCUUAUUCUGAUUAUUGGAACUCCACUGCUGAAGACGACGGACAAAUUGUCGAUGCCUUUAUUACCCCAUUGGCCCCGUGGGCGGCGGUAAUCCCGACUAAAUACUACCAUACAGCCUAUACGGAGGUUUUGAACCUCUUGGACUAUAGUGUCUCUGUAGUGCCCGUCACAACAGCCGAUAAGAAUAUUGACAAGAUAGAUCCUGACUUCGAGCCUGUUAGUAAAGAUGACAAGGCAGACUGGGAGCUAUACGACCCCGAACUCUUCGACAAGACCCCUGUUGGUAUGCAGUUAGUUGGCCGAAAGCACGAAGAGGAGAAAAUUUGGGCUAUUGGAAAGAUUGUUGACACUAUUUUGAAGAAUGCGAAGAAAGACUAA
This is a messenger RNA of Microsporum canis CBS 113480, 1716 nucleotides long. Its product is annotated as general amidase. The transcript is spliced from 11 exons. The record is from RefSeq and is a predicted model, not a curated record. Bases 1 to 1716 code for a protein of 571 amino acids. NCBI's taxonomy places the organism in Eukaryota, Fungi, Ascomycota, Eurotiomycetes, Onygenales, Arthrodermataceae.